AUGGCUACUACUCUUCCUGAACCAUCCGCUCCACCAUCGCCUACAGAAUCAGAUUAUACCGUACCAGAUAUAGAUGCUGAAACACAAGCGCGUGCAUAUGCCGAACAGAAAAAUGAAAUUGUGGCACUUAAUGAAACAGAUGGCAAGUGGAAGCUUGAUGUAGGUGACGCUUUCCACACUCAAUGGCAACAAAUUAAAGAUGAGUUAACGAACGGUGGCAGUGAGAACGAUGAGAAUAUUUCGACUGAUGAUGACAAUGUCUCGCUAGAUGAAUCUAUUCAAUUUCAGGAAGACAAAGUCUUUGUCAUUAGUCUGUUAGGCAAUACUUCGAGUGGGAAAAGUUUUGUUGCACGACAUUUAUUUAGUGAUUCGUCAAAUGAGAAUGCAAUCGAUGGUCCAGUCAGCGUCGAUGAAGGUGAAAAAAAGGGUGCCACAACAGCUAAUGUCAACUGUUAUGUGUCCCAAUGUGUAACAAAUAACCGAACCAAGACUCUUGUACUAGAUUAUGAAGGAGAAAAGGGAUCCGCAUUUCCGUUGUUUCUUUACGCACGACGAGGCUUUGAACAUUUCACAGGAUCAGCAGAAAAAGCUAAACAACGGCGACAAGCUGUCACAGAUUACUUCCCUAAACUUGCUUACAUUUUGAGUGAUGUUGUCAUGUUACUAGGGAGUGACGAUUUUGCUUCAACUGAUUAUCUUACUCGGUGUCGUGAGUUCGCUCUAAAAGCAAAUGAUGGUGUCAGUCAAAUGCCACAUCGUCCACUACUCAUUAUUAUACAAAACAAAUCUUCUUUCGCUCAAUCGGUUUCAUCUGAAAUUGUCACGGAAAAAUUCUUUGCCAUUCACGGCCAAGAAGCACAGACAUUGAAGCUCUAUUUUUCAGAUAUUAAAUGUUUCUGUUUACCCCACACUGAGCAACUACAGCGCACCAAAGGUGGUAUUUUAGAUGGACGUCAAAUUUUUGACACACAACUGGCUGAUUUAAAAGCAUUAUUUACGUCCGUUCGGGACCUUAAUUUUCAGCGAAUGCUUACUCAUGCUCAGUGGCUAUAUUUAUUGAAGCGUGUUCUCGAGAUUGUACAACGUGGCCAUUCAGUAUCAUUACACACACUUUUGAACGAAAUUGUUGGACGCGAUGACAAUGAGACAAUUCAAAUGACUGUAUGUGGGUUUCUUUUUCGCUAUAAUCAGCGUCCGAUUCAUUCUCCACAAUGGUUUGCUGAUUGCUCUCAAUUUGCUAUUCGAAUUUUAGCACACUGUCUCGCCGCAAAAGCGUACGGCCAACGUGAACUUAUGUCGGAGCGAAUAAUUCAUGAACAAUGCGAAAAUGCAUUGGCAUUGUUAGAUAAUAGGUUAGAUGAGUUUCGACCAUGUGAAGCCGUAUAUACUGGCAAGGGUCGUUCUUCGAAAAACAAGGACAGCAAAUUUGUCAUUUAUUGCUAUCAACAUAAAGGUGCACAUGAGGAUAUUCAUCGAACCUGUCAGUCUGUAUAUGGUCUUUCCAACUGGAAAGAUUUCUUGGGUUGGCCAUCGACCGACGUCUGGCCCGGGAGUUUUGUCUCUUCGACAGAUGUUAUAGAGACUAAUGACAAUCGCUCAGAAGAUACCAUAAACGAUUUAUCACGUAUGGUGCGAGAACGCAUGCUCGCUUUUCGACAGAAUCCAAAGACCAUCAUCUGGAUGUUUACGGAUCUAUUUCGUGAUUGUCAGGAAAACAACUUAUCGGAAGUUUUUCGUCAUGUUUGCUUCUGUGCACCAAAAUCAGCUGCAAUUCUUUCUCCUCUGUCGUCUCAAGAACAAAGUAUCUUGGCAGCAGAACGGAGGUUUCUUGUCCGCAAGAGAAUAUUACAGCAACAAUUACGCAUGAUGAAUAGGUUUUUACUUCAAGGUCGAUUUGGCUUCGGCAAAUGCGCGAUAUGCUGGCACGAGCUUAAUGAUGCAUGGACGCUCACUCCAGCCGUCGCUUCUGCUUUAUCUACCACUUCUUCUUCUCCUCCUCCUCCUCAAGUAUCUAGAGUGCAGACCGAAUGUGCGAUCUGUUUUCGCGAAGAACGCGAUUUUUUGUUUGUUCCAUGUGGUCAUCGUGGUUUUUGUGAAAGGUGUGCCGACACCUUGCUUAGCCAAAAUGAUAAGUGCCCAAUCUGCAGAACAUUAAUCGCUGAUAAACAGCGUGUACAUGAUGUUUAA
Adineta ricciae is the source of this 2187-nucleotide messenger RNA. NCBI's taxonomy places the organism in Eukaryota, Metazoa, Rotifera, Eurotatoria, Adinetida, Adinetidae. The record is from the annotation of a GenBank genome assembly.